Molecule: messenger RNA, 7368 nt
Organism: Anoplopoma fimbria (sablefish)
Lineage: Eukaryota; Metazoa; Chordata; Actinopteri; Perciformes; Anoplopomatidae
Gene: cdh23
Product: cadherin-related 23
Biological process (GO): homophilic cell-cell adhesion
Cellular component (GO): plasma membrane; catenin complex
Molecular function (GO): cadherin binding; calcium ion binding
Source: RefSeq, a predicted model, not a curated record
AUGGCAUUCCUCUUUUAUUCAUUGCAUCUCUCAUUGGAAGUGCAGAAGGUUUCAAUCACCAUUAUAGAUGAGAAUGACAACAGUCCAGAGUUUGACAUCACAUCAGACACUUCAGUGGACAUCCUAGAGAACACACCCAUGGGGAAAAAAGUGGCAGUGGUGCUGGGAAGGGACAAAGAUGCUGGAUUAAACGGACUGGUCAAUUUCACUCUGGUGGCAGGCAACAUGGAGGAUGUGUUCAAGAUCAAGACAGUGAACCACACCUACGGGGAGGUUUUUGUCAAUGCUGCUCUGAACAGAGAGUCAGUAGACCGCUAUCUACUGAAGGUGCGUGCCAUUGACAAUGGCUCACCUCCCAGACACACAGACCACUCCCUCACCAUCAACAUCCUGGACAUCAAUGACAACGCACCUGUUAUUGAAAGCCUGAGGGGGUACAACGUCAGCAUUAGUGAGAAUGUAGGAGGAGGAACAUCUGUCCUCCGUGUGAUAGCGACCGACAAAGACAUCGGUCCCAACGCCAUGCUGUUCUACUACAUCACUGCUGGAAACCAGGACCUGACCUUCCGCAUGGACCGCGUGACGGGAGAGAUGGUGACACGGCCGGCUCCUCCCGACAGAGAGCGCCAGCAGGAGUAUCGUCUCACUGUCACUGUGGAAGAUGAUGGCACGCCACCUCUGUCGACCUCAACCACCAUCUAUGUUCACAUUGUGGAUGAGAACGAUAACGCCCCAGAGUUUCCUGAGGAGGAGUAUGUCACAGUGUUGAGCGAGGGACCGGACACAGUCGGUGCCACCAUCGCCACGGUAACAGCCAUCGACCCAGAUGAGGGUCUGAAUGGCACCUUGCGAUAUGCCAUCGCCCAAGGAAACCUGAUCCAGACCUUUAAUAUAAACAGCAUAACGGGGAGAAUUACAGCCGUGAAGGAGCUGGACUACGAGAUCAGCAACGGACACUACGCACUGGUCGUCACAGCUACGGACCAGUGUCCAAAGCCUGCUCUUCGCUUGACAUCCAGCACAACGGUGCUGGUAAAUGUCCUAGAUGUGAACGAUGUGACACCCACUUUUCCCAGAGCCUUUGAGGGACCCUUCGAGGUGACUGAGGGCCAACCAGGACCUCGGGUCUGGACUCUCAAAGCCAGUGAUGAAGAUUCUGGGCUCAACGGAAAAGUGGAGUACAGCAUCACUGGUGGAGAUCCCCAGAAUGAGUUCAUGGUUUCUCCAGUGGAGGGCGAGUUGCGGGUGAGGAAGGACGUAGAGCUGGACAGAGAAACGACACCCUUCUAUAACAUCACUGUAACAGCCCGAGACCUGGGCACCCCAUCUCGCAACAGCUCGGUCGUGGUGGGGGUCAAUGUCCGAGACAUCAACGACAACGACCCGGUCCUCCUGAACCUGCCUUACAACACCAGCGUCAGUGAAGGCGCCACCAUUCACACCUCUGUGGCCAGGGUCCAAGCACGAGAUGCAGACAGCGGACGAAAUGCAUUGCUAACUUACAACAUCACCGCUGGCAACCAGGAUGGAGCCUUCUACAUCAACGACACGACAGGUGUGGUGCAGGUGAACAGACCACUGGACAGAGAGCGAGUGGCUGAGUACACACUCACCAUCACCGUCAAAGACAACCCAGAGAACCCCCGCAUCGCUCGCAGGGAUUCAGACCUCUUGGUCAUCACCGUUCUGGAUGAGAAUGACAACAGGCCAAUUUUCACCAGGACCAGCUACAGAGCUGAGAUCACAGAGAACUCUGAAGCAGGUAGUACUGUAACAGUGUUAAAUGGGCCAGUUCAGGCUGAGGAUAAAGACAUUGGACCCAAUGCUGUGGUAAAGUAUCGCCUGCUGGGAGCCAGGGUGGACCUCUUUACUGUGGAUGCCAAUUCUGGUGUGAUACGUGUGCGUCAGGGGGCGAAGUUGGACCGUGAGGCGUUUCAGGAGCCUCGGGUAGAGCUGUUCCUGGUUGGGGAGGACAUAGGAGGUUUAAACAGCAGUGUCCCUCUCACUGUUACCAUCCUGGACCAGAAUGACAACCCUCCUGUCUUCAGCCCGUCAAGUUUCAGCGUUCGACUCCCUGAGAACAGCCCCUCUGGUGUGGUGGUGACUCAGCUGUCCGCCACUGACGCUGAUUCUGGCUCUAAUGGCUGGCUGAUGUAUCGGCUGGAGAGCGGUGCUCAAGACCGCUUCGUGGUCGACCCGCUCUCUGGCGCGGUCCUGGUGGGCAACAGCACCCUCGAUAGAGAAGAGCGUGGUUCCUACCGCCUUGUCGUCAUGGCGACUGAUCGUGGGACGCCCCCCAUGUCUGGCACAGCCACCCUGACAGUAAUUCUGGAUGACGUUAACGACUCCCGACCCCGUUUUAUAGAGCCAGUAAACAUGAUCAACGUCAAUGAGUCCACCCCGCCGGGUGUAGUGGUGGCCACGCUGACCGCUGUGGACCCUGAUCUGCAUCCCCGGCUGGAGUAUUACAUCAUCUCAGUGGAGGCAAAGGAUGAUGGGAACAAACCAGUGGAUGGGCUGCAGGAGUCCUUUGGCAUUGACCUACACACUGGUGCAGUGUUUGUACGCAACCCACUGAACAGAGAGCUGGUAGCUACAUUUGAGAUCAUUGUGUCUGUCCAUGACAAUGCCAGUGAAGUUAUUGACAAGUCAGGAAGUGUUCCCAACGCGAGACUAUCUAUAAACGUGUUGGAUGUAAAUGACAAUGCCCCACGUUUCCGGCCCUUCGGAGUGUCCAAUUUCACAGAGAAGAUUUUAGAAGGAGCCCAGCCAGGCACAACACUGCUAUCAGUAUCAGCUGUAGACCCUGAUAAAGGUCCCAACGGCCAGGUCAUCUACCAGUUGCUCCACCUGCCCCGAGGGGGAUACGUUAGACUGGAGGACCCUUCCACUGGUAAGAUUGUAGCCAACCAGACGGUGGAUUUCGAGCAGGUGCAGUGGCUGAAUUUUACCAUUCGGGCGCAGGACCAUGGCACUCCUCCCAGGAUAGCCGAGCUGCCUGUUUAUCUACGCAUAGUGGACGUGAACGAUAACAACCCCGUCUUCCUACAACCCUCAUAUCAGGAGCCUGUGUUCGAGGAUGUCGACCUGGGCACCACCAUAAUUCGUGUCAAGGCUACAGAUGCCGACUCUGGCCUCUUUGCCGUCAUCGAGUACAGCCUGGUAGACGGGGAGGGCAGGUUUGGCAUCAAACCAACCACUGGAGAGAUCUACAUCAUUUCUCCUCUGGACAGAGAGACAAAGGAUCACUACACUUUAACCGCUGUUGCCCGUGACAACCCUGGCGGCAGCUCCAACAACAGACGAGAGAACUCAAUUCAGGUCCUGGUGACCGUCCUCGAUGUCAACGAUUAUCGUCCACGCUUCACGGAGCGAGUGUUCAACACCAGCGUGUUUGAGAAUGAGCCCAGUGGAACGUCUGUGAUCACAGUGAAGGCUAACGACCUGGAUGAAGGAGAAAAUGGAGCGGUACUCUACAGCCUGCUGGGACUCCAUUCAGAUGCGUUCUCCCUGGAUCCAAACACAGGGCUGGUGCGUUCUCGCCGCCUGCUUCAGUCCUCUGAACAUUUCAACCUGACCGUGGUGGCUACAGACCAGGGGCGUCCUCCCCUCUGGAGCACUGCAGACCUGAUCAUUACGGUCAUAGAUGUCAAUGACAACAGACCGGUGUUUGUCAGGCCCGCCAACGGAACCAUCAUUCAUAUCUCAGAGGAGCAGCCCCCAGGCCUGCCGGUGUAUGAGGUGCAUGCGACGGACUCUGACGAGGGGGUUAAUGGGGAGGUCCGCUAUGGCUUCCUGCAGACUGGAGCGGGUAACAGAGACUGGGAAAACUUCCACAUCGACGCCAUGUCGGGAGUCAUCACAACUACUGUGAAACUGGACCGAGAAAGACAGGCCCUCCACAGCCUUAUCAUUGUGGCCCGCGACAUGGGCCAGCCAGUGCCUUACGAGACCACACAGCCUCUGCAGGUGGCGCUGUUGGACAUUGACGACAAUGAACCCGUCUUCCUUAAACCACCGCGUGGCAGCUUGCCUUACCAGAGGCUGGCAGUGCCUGAGCUCCCUCCAGCUACUGUGGUGGGGAACGUCACCAGAGCGGUGGACGCAGACGAGGGCUCCAAUGCCAUCGUUUACUACUUCAUUGCAGGAGGAAACAGUGAUGGAAACUUUGGCUUGAGUCUAGAUGGAGAGCUGAAGUUGCUUAUGGAUCUGGACCGGGAGGAGAUCCCGGUCUACUCAAUCAUUAUCAAGGCUUCCAGCAACAGGAGCUGGACUCCUCCCAGGGGUAAGAGGGCAGCACGGGCCAAAGCCCUGGACCCUGCCAGUGACCCCAGCCUGCUGGAAGUCCGCAUUGAACUGGAAGACAUCAAUGACCAGAAACCACGCUUCACUAAGGCGGAGUACACUGCAGGAGUCGCAGCAAAUGCCAAAGUGGGCUCGGAUCUGAUCAAGGUCGUGGCUAUAGAUAAUGACAUCGGCAACAACAGCUUGGUUCAAUACCAUAUUGUUACAAUCCGCUAUUUCCAGUCACAGAGCAACGGCAGUGAGGACGUUGGCAGCAUCUUCAUCAUCGGUUUGAUGGAUGGCAUCAUCCGCACAUAUGACCUCUUCACCGCCUACAAUCCAGGCUACUUCCAGCUGGAGAUUUUGGCGUGCGAUUUCGCUGGACACAGUACCACCACCAACGUGAACAUCUACAUUCUCCGAGAUGAUCAGAGGGUCAAGAUAGUCUUCAACGAGAUCCCUGAUUUGGUCCGUGAAAACCAGGAAGAUUUUGUCAACCUGCUGUCCAACAUUACUGGAGCCAUUGUCAACUUAGAUGAUAUACAGUUCCAUGUGGACAAGAAGGGCAGGGUCAGUUAUGCUCAGACAGACAUGCUCAUCCACGUCGUUAACAAUCAGAGCAACACUAUCCUAGAUGUUGCAAGGGUAAUUCAGAUGAUAGAUGAGAACAAGGAGCAGCUGAGGAACCUGUUCAGGAAAUACACCGUUGUGGACGUGCAGCCUGCUGUCACUGACAAACUGCCUGAUGACAUCACCACACUUCAGCUGGUCAUCAUUAUCCUGGCUGUGCUGCUGUGCUUAGCAGGAAUUUUGUUUGUCACAAUGAACUGGCAUUAUCACAGAGUACACCAGAGGAAGCUGAAAGCAAUCGUUGCAGGAUCAACAGGGAACCAGGGUCUAAUGGAUAUCCUGGACAUGCCCAACACUAACAAGUACUCUUUUGAGGGGGCUAAUCCGGUGUGGCUGGACCCAUUCUGUCGCAACCUGGAGCUGGCUGCUCAGGCUGACCACGAGGACGACCUGCCUGAGAACCUGAGUGAGAUAACUGACCUGUGGAACAGCCCUGCACGCACUCAUGGCACAUUUGGUCGAGAGCCUCAAGCGAAGCCUGAGGAUGAUCGUUACUUGAGGGCAGCCAUUCAGGAGUACGACAACAUUGCUAAACUGGGCCAGAUCAUGAGGGACGGGCCCAUCAAGGGUUCCCUGCUCAAUGUGGUCCUGGACGACUACCUGAGGCUGAAAAAGCUCUUUGCAGCACGACUCGUCACAGUGUCCACCAGUCAGGGAGAUCACUCGUCAGUCACUGAGCUGAUCCAGAGUGAUCUGGACGAUGAUGAGGAAGAGCAUCUGGGCAUGGGCGGAGGUCGCGGCACACUGCGCUUCAAGCACAAGCUUCCUGUGGAGUUGAAGGGUCCCGAUGGUGUGCACGUGGUCCACGGCAGCACAGGUACCCUUCUGACCUCUGACCUCAGCAGCCUGCCAGAGGACGACCAGCGGGCCCUGGCACGUUCUCUGGAGGCACUGAACGCGGACGGGGGGCUCUAUUCUGAGCGCAACGCCCGCACAGAGUCGGCCAAGUCCACCCCGAUGCACCGUCACAAGGACGGGGACACCCUGUCGGAGAGUCCCCUGGAGAUCACAGAGUUAUGACUAGCCGAGGCCUCGCUGGUCUGAGCGCAGCCAUGACUCGUGUGUGUCCUUGUGCCUCCACACCGCUAUCCUGACGUGGUUUUGGGAGGAGUGUGUGUAGUCUAGGGUACCUCAUCAGCCAACCUCAGUCCAUCAGUGAGACAGCCUGCAAGAGGACUUACUCACCAUUGGGUUGGUUUGAGUAUGGUCUUGUAUUGAAGGUGAUCCCAAGUUAGGUUCUUCAAGAAAAGGUUCUUUCAAAUGCCCUUAGGAAAUGGAAAAUCAUAAGCAGGACACUUUUCAUCAGCGAGACAAAACCAACUGGGGUCAUCGACUUUCAUUCAAAGAACUAAGUGGAGAAGAGAGACUAAGCCUCCCUGUGGGAGCAGCUGGUUGAACCAUGACCUUAUGAUCGUCAAAAGGUGCCUCAUUCUCACUAAACCCUUUUGCAGUCAUACCUGGACUGCAUACACUCACACACACACUCAAAAAAAGGAAGCUACAAACACUCAGACCAGCGAAUGGCCGUCGAUGGGACCUUGAGAAAAUGACGUAAUUCCUGUUAUCAUGCUCUGACAUUUUUUAUUUUUGCAAGACAAUGCCAUCAGUGUUUGAGGAGGAGUGAGGAUGGGACAGUACCACUUUUCUCUUUCAAUUAUUAAAUACAUUUUAUUGUUGGGCAAUUAUAGAUGGAAAUGCAAUGCAGACAAGAGCACUUCAAAUAUUUCCCCCAGUGAUGCUCAUAGAGUGGAGUUUCACCUGACACCAAAAUCAAGAGGGGCCUUGGCCAUUCUGUAAUUUAAGUACUGUAGUAGUUUGAUGAAAGUCUUUUUAUUUUAUUUUAUCAAUGGCAAAAAGAGAAAACACUCCAGCCUACUGGACAGCAGUGACUAAUCCGACGCUUCACUAAUGACUUAAAGGUUCCAAACUGGUGAUGGUGGAAGAAGGAUCAAACAUUGUAUGUGACGCAGUCAACAAAAAAACUUUUAAUCAUUUGAUAAAUUAAAUAUAAAAGGCAGUCAAAGAAUACUGUGGCAAGGAAUUAAAGAUGGAAUUAAAAAAUAAAAAACUAUGAAUAAUCCCAUUUUUAUAGAUAUAAAGAUGGCAUUGUGGCCACAGAGACUUUACACUGCCACCUGAGGGACUAAAAGAGUUGUGCUCAAAAAGAGCGAUGUUUGCUUUAUUUUUUUAUUUAUAGAAAAGGUGAUGGAAUUAACAUAUUUUUGAAGAAAAAUGCUGGCUUACCAAAAUAGGUAGGGAAUAAUUCUGGAUGUUUGGAGUAAGUAUAUUGUGCUAUGGUGACAUAUGUCGUUCUGUUUUCCUUUCGAUGACGACUGAUGCCGUUUCUGAUGAGUGGUGUGUUUUUAAGAUUUUUUUUUUUUUUUUAUAUAUUCCCAUUUUGUAAAUUUUUAUUUCUGUGUCAUUAUUGUCACCAUUCCUGAGAUCUGUGUUGGG